Paramecium tetraurelia is the source of this 657-nucleotide messenger RNA. RefSeq lists its product as uncharacterized. NCBI's taxonomy places the organism in Eukaryota, Ciliophora, Oligohymenophorea, Peniculida, Parameciidae. The record is from RefSeq and is a predicted model, not a curated record. Gene Ontology annotation, molecular function: protein binding. The transcript has 5 exons.
AUGGUGUAAAGGUUUGAUAAAUUGAAUAUCUUAGCGGACAGUUUAAGGAUUCUUGGCUAAUAUAAUGAAGCUACCAUUUGGGUCGAUAAAGCUUUGCAGGUUGAUCCAAGGCAUUGCAACUCAUUAUAUAGUAAAGGUAGUGUGAAAUUUAAUGUAUUAGCUGACAUUUUAAGGUUGGUCGGUUAAUAUCACGAAGCAAUUCUUUGGGCUGAUAGAGCUUUGUUAGAAGAUCCAAACCAUUUCAAUUCAAUAUCUACUAAAGCGGACAGUUUAAGGAUUCUUGGAUAAUAUGAUGAAGCAGUUAUUUGGGCAGAUAAAGCUUUGCAAUUAAAUCCAAAGUUGCGCGAUUCAUUAUGCACCAAAGCGGAGAGCUUAAGGGGGCUUGGUUAAUAUGAUGAAGCAAUCAUUUGGGCAGAUAAAGCCUUAUAAGUGGAUCAAAAGCAUUGCAGUUCAUUAUAUAUUAAAGGUAAUUCAUUAAGAUUACUGAAAAAGUAUAAAGAAGCUAUGAAAGUGAUAGAGCAAUCUUUAAAAAUUAAUCCAAAUCAUUUUGAUUCUUUGAAGAUAAAAGGUGCGUGUUUACAUGAUUAGAGUUAAUAUAAAGAAGCUUUAAUAUUUAUGAAAAAGCUUUAAAGAUUGACUCAAAUAACUAAUGGAUGA